Candidula unifasciata is the source of this 5127-nucleotide messenger RNA. Lineage: Eukaryota; Metazoa; Mollusca; Gastropoda; Stylommatophora; Geomitridae. The record is from the annotation of a GenBank genome assembly.
AUGUCUGUGAUCAUCCGGCUGCAGGGCUUGCCCUGGUCAGCAAGCGCCAUGAACAUCCGCCAUUUCUUCGCUGGCCUCAACAUCCCAGCUGGAGGGGUCCACAUUAUUGGGGGUGAGGGUGGCGAUGCCUUUAUUGCCUUUAGUUCAGACGACGAUGCAAGGAUGGCCAUGAAAAAGAACUCAUGUCCUCUGAAUGGAACCCCAGUUCAGCUAUUUCUGAGCAGCAAGGCAGAAAUGCAGAGUGUUAUUGAUGCUGCUCGGGCUGGGAGCUCUUCAACUACUGCGGCUCCGACAACCCCGGCAAGUGUUACACCACAAAGCUUGCCCCCGACACCUGCACAGCAGCAGCCGCGACAGCCGUUUUCGAACACAUCUACGUUUCCUGUGGAUAACCAGAAUCCGAGCAACGGGGUCUUUGCCGGCCAACAGAUGAAUGACUUUGGUCAGCAGAUGCAACAAGGCCAGUAUAGCCGAGGGGACUGGCAGGGCUUCCAGUCAUACGGGGCUCGAAUGGAUGAGCAGGGUCAGCCAAUGCCAAACCAGUUUAUGUAUAAUCAGAGGGGGCCCGGUAAUCAAGCAGACGGAAGGUUUCCUUCUGGUCAGGGGGGACAAGGAGGCCUUGAUAGAGCUCCUUUUGGUAACUUACAGCAAGGAGGUCAGUUCCAUGACACCAGCGGUAUGGUGCCACAGACUGGCUCUGCUUCAAUGGGCAUGGGAGGCAUGUACCCAGGCGCGGAUGUGUCCGUUGUGGACCCUUUGACCCAGAAACAGACUGCUUUUGGAGAUCAGAUCGGGGGUAGACCAGAGAAUAUUCCAGCGGCUUCUUUUGAUAAUACAAGUCUUCUGGGGAACAUGGGCAGAGGUCAAGGUUCGUUUCCAGGUCAGCUUGGCAUUGGUCCAAACAGAAAUGCGUUUAAUGCUGGUAUGGGCAAGCCCACACCUGGCAUGGAUGUACCCGGGGGUCUUCUUGGAAGGAUGCCACUUGGUGAUGAACCUUUAGGAAGAACUAAUUUAAUGGAUGAUAAGUCUUUUGCUGAUCCGAUGGACUCCAUGGGACAGAGUGAUAAAUUCAUAAACCCGCUCAAAGGUGAAUCGGGUCUGGCAGGUCCAGAUGGAAGAAAGGCGGACAUGAUGGGUUGGGGAGAUGGUCAGUCCGAGGUCAGGUUUCAAGCUGGCCAUCAGAAGAUGUUUGAGCCAGGAAUUCACGGUGAGAAGCCUAUGAUUAACAGAGAUAACUUGCUAGAUCCUGACGGAAGACCUUUCCAGCAGUUCCCUUUCAGGGGUGAUCCUGACAGAGGAAGAAUGAACAGAGGUCUGGAGGGGCCUGAGAGAGCAGAUCCGCUGAUUGAUCCGAGUACAAAUCGUUUAAUGGACAGACAGGAUAGAGCACCUUCUUUCCCAGGAAGGGAUGUUAGAACGGGCAGCAGGUUUUCUGCCGCUGCAGAGCCAGAAGGAAGAUUUCCUGCAGACAGACUGCCUGACAGAUUCAGCAGUGAGAGAAUACAGCCUGAUGAUAUGCCAAGCACAAAAUAUCCCCCAGACAAUGAACCCCAGACUGGAGCAGGAGAUAUCAGAGGACAUGGGCAGUUCCCCCCUGUAAGAGGCAGGUUUGAUGACGUGAGGUAUCCAGUUGAUGACAGGUCAUUUCCCCCAGAAGAAAGGUUCCCAGGUGACGACCGCAGGUUGCCGAUUCGGGAACCGGGAUUUGCCGCAGAAGGUGAUCGCUUUCCUGAAGGAGAUAGGAAGUUUCCCCCAGGUAGAGGUUUCUUGCCUGAUGAAAGACGGCAUAUGAUGGAUGAGAGAAGGUUCCCUCCAGGACCCGGUGCUCGCAGGUUUCCUGCAGAAGAAGGCAGAUUUCCACCUGACGAAAGAAUUGGUAUGAAUCCAGACAGGAUGCGGCCUGAUGAAUUUCCAGGAAGACGACCUGCAGAUAAUUCCUUUGCUCCUGAUGAUAGCCAGUUUAGAGAUAGGGAGGAAGAGCCGAGAUCUCGGGAUCCUUAUGGGAGAGGCCGUCGUGGAAUGGAUGAUAGAUUUCCACAUGGCGGCAGGCCAGACCAUCGUCCCGGGUUCCGAGACUUUGAAGAAGGCGAGGAGCCCAGACGCUUCCCCCCAGGUCCCAGGUUUCCUCCAGAACGGCCAUUUAGAGGUGAGGAGGGGAAAGAAGACUUCAGAGCUCCUCCUGCAGCAUUGGGUGAACGACGUGCACGUGUGUCCCGCUGGGAUCGUGAGCAGCAGCUUGACGACUGGCAGGAAGAAGGUGAUGCCUACCCCCGACCCGUGGGGCCGCGGCCACCUAUAGCUGAGAAAGCUGACUUUGCUGGCGUGCCUCCUGAAGAUGCUGGCUUGGAUGAACCUAUGGAUAUGGAUCAAAGAGGUGGGCGAGAUCAUAUCCCUGGAAGAGGAGGGCCGUUAGAAGGAAGAAGACCUCCCUUGCUUGAAGGUAGAGGAGGAGCCAGGCCUCAUUUUGAUGUUGAUGGAAGAAGGGGACCUGGGAUGGAAGGAUUUAGAGCACCUCUUAUGGAAGGAAGGGGCCAUCCAGGGGAGGGCAUGCGAGGCCGUGGAAUUGAGGGAAUGAGAGGUAGAGGGAUGGAUGGAAUGAGAGGUCGAGGGUUUGAUGGAAGAGGUGGGCCUGGUGUUGAAGGCAGAAGGGGACCAGGAAUCCCCAGUUUAAUGGAAGAAAAUAGCUUUGACUACGGACAUGGAUCACUUGCUCGUGGAAGACCAGGUCCUGGAGACGUAGAGGAAGACGAGGAAUUCGAUGAACCUCUUGAUUAUGACAAUCGUUUUCCAGGACCUGCUGCCAGGGGUGGCAUGUUUGAACGUCCACCUCGUGGCAGAGGUGAGCCUUUCUUCAACAGGGGCCGGCCUGGUCCACCAUUUGGACGAGGUCGAGGUCUGGAUAUGGAUAGGCGAUUUGAAGAUUCUGGUCCAGACGGCAGAAUGAGCAUGGAUGUGGAUGCCAGAAAUGUGGGAGGUCGCCCUGAUGGCCCACCACUGAGACCAGGGUUUGGAGAUAAAAUUCCAGAUUUUUCUGUGAAGCCAGGAAGUGGGAAAGGCCUUCUGGGAGAUGCUCCUGUCAUAGAAAGGCCAGUAAUUGCAAAACCAGAACCGGAGAAAAAGGAGGUUGCAGCAGAUGCAUUUAAAAGAGAUCUAGACAACCGAUCAGCAAGAAGAAGUGACGACAGAGACAGAGAUAACCGGUCUUCUGACAGGCGGGGCAGGGACAGGGAGGAUAGGCGGUCUGGAGAAAGAGAGAGAUCAAGAUACAAGUAUGAGAGGGAUCGCAGUGACAGAAGGAGGUCGCGAUCUCGUGAGAGAGGGGGUCGAGACAAUGAUGGGCGUAGAAGCCGAGAACGUUCCUCAUCAAACAAGCAAGAUAGCGAAGUGUCCAAGUCUGAUGGACAGACAAAGAAUGAGCCCAAGAAGCGAUGCAUCCACUUGAGAAACUUACCAAUAACCGCAGCCUACAAGGAUAUUAAAAAGUUCCUGCAGCCCCUGGAUGUGCCCUUUGAUGGGUUAAAAAUGAUAAAUGACAAACAGGGCAAGCCCGCAGGGGAGGCUUUUCUGCAGUUCCGCCAUCAUGAAGAUGCCUCAAGGGCCUUUCGAAGGCAUGGAGAAAGGUUGUAUGGCAAAAUCGUUUCAAUAUCCUUGUGCACGGACGAAGAGUUCUCUGCAGCAGGAGAUUCUUCACCAGCAAACAAGAAAGAUACCACAGCACCUGCUGCUGCAGAGGGUCAGAAAUCAGAAAAGGUCGAGAAACUGCGAUACAUUACACAGCUAAAAAAUCUGCCUUUGAAUAUCACAAAACAGGACAUUGUUCAGUUUUUUAGGGGACUGACCGUUGAGAACAAUAAUGAGGCAGUUUAUAUUGAAUAUGACCAGACUGGUGUCGCCACUGGCAAUGGAAUUGUGGAGUUUAAAACUGACUUUGAUUACAAGAAAGCCCUGACAAAGGACGGCUCUUUACUGGGCACAGUAGCUGUCAGAGUGUUUCCUGGCAAGGCUGAGGAGGCUGAUGCUUUGAAACAGAAGCAGCUUGAAAUGCUUCAGCGAGCAGCUUUGCGUAAUGCAACAGGCCCGAGAAUGAUGCAGCCAGGACUCCCAGGACAGCCCCCUAGGGCUCAAGGUCCGCCACCACGACUACAGGGUCAGCCACCACGACCUCAGGGUCCGCCGCAACGACUUGCUGGACCUCCUGGUCAAAUGCCCCGACCCCAGGGUCAACAACCAAGACCCCCAGGUCAGCCUCGGCCUCCAUUAAUGGGACCCAGACCAGGGAUGGGGCCUCAGCAGCCGCCUGCAGCCACUUCUCCCGGGCAGGGGAAUCAGAACAGGGCCACAACUCCGUCAGAUAGCUCAGAGACUGUAUGUGUCCACAUCCAGGGCCUGCCACUCUUGGCGACACCCCAAGAUAUUCGUGAGUUUUUCUCAGAUUGUCAGAUUGCUAUGAGAGGCAUCAACAUCGCCCACGACAGCAGAGGCAAACCCUUGGGCGAGGGUUUUGUAGAGUUCAAGUUCAAGUCUGACUUUGAGAAGGCUAUCAAGAAAGACAAGACGUCACUGGGGCGUCACAUUGUUGCUGUGAAGCCGAUAGGAAAGAAGGAAAUGGUGGAAAGACUAGACAACGCCAGAGGGGUACCAGUGCAGCAGUCUGGACAGGGCCAAACUCCGGAUGACCAGCACAAACCCCAGAACCAGAACCCUGCCCAGUCUGGCGAGAAGCAGCAAGCACCUCAGACUCCGCAGCAAGGACCGCCGGCUGGCCAAAAUUCUCAAGGACAGAAGCCAAACACACCUGGAUCAGGGCCAAGUCCUUCAGCACCAGCCCAAGGAGCUCCUGUUGCCCCUGGAGGCAGCAAAUCCAUCCCUCCCGGUGUCCUUAACAAAAGCUGGUACUAUGUGCGUUGCCAGAAUUUCCCACCAGACAUUACCAUUGCAGAGAUUCUAACCUUUUUCCAGGGCUUGAGGCCGAUUGGAGAGUCCAUCCGGCUUCAUUAUUCAAGUGAUGGCAAACCAACAGGCAAUGCAGUCGUUGGAUUUGGAUCAUCUGACGAGGCACAGAAAGCACUCCGACAGCUAAACAUGAAAGUGUGUCGCCAGAACAUUGUGACACUUCAUCCUGCAUGA